AUGAUUGCAACAAGCAUUUUCAAAACCAAAAACCACAAGGCCAAAAACAACUUGCGGAAUAUCGUCAUUUCCAACCCUUUAACAACAAAUGAACAAUUUGAGUUAGCACAGAAUGCACAGAAUGCACUUUUGCUGCUGACACACAUUCAGGAAACUAAACCAAGAGCACCCGCUCCGGCUACGGUUGCGGCUACUUUAGAGCUGAGACAGAUUAUUUUGAUGUCCGAAUUCGAAUUCCAAGCCGAGUCCGAUGUAGAGUUAUCAAUGCAGCCCAAAGAUUUCUUCAAACUCUUGGAAAAGCAAGGUGAUGGUUGGUUAAAAGUGUGCGAAUUGGAUAAUGAGUCUAAAUUUGGCCUUGUCCCUGCUUCGUAUAUGAAAAUAGCCAUGAACGAUCUCGAGAAUCCAAUUACAAAACAAUGGUUGCAAGAUUGCGAAAAUAAUGAUGUAGCAGAAGGAGCUGCACCUCAAGUUGAAUGCAAAACUAAUACCUUGGAUGAGUCAAUAACUUUAACCAAUCUGGAAAGCGGAUUCCAUCUCCCAACAGAAUGCCACGUAUAUGCAACAUGUCACGAUUCAAGGACCAAUAAGAUUUGGCACUGCAUCAAAAUGACGUACAACACAAAGUAUAUUUUUGUGGGCAAGACAUACGAGAACUUGGCUGCUUUUGCAUCAUGCAUCUCACAACACCAGCAUAAACAUAAAUACGGAAAGGGCGAGCCAUUGCUACCACAAUUACCACAGCUUCCCAAAUUGCAACCCUCACAUAAUACGGUUCUUAACCAUAUUCAUAAUUAUAAUCAUAACCAUAUCCACAACAAUAACCACAAUAAUAACCAAAAACAAAGAGUCACGUCAUUGGAUAUAGCCCAAUUGAAGAGCUUCGACAGCAACUUGGAGCAGUACUGGCAAGCACUUUUGGAAAUGUGCCAUCAAUCAAAACAUGGCCAAUUAAGGGACGAAGUUGCCAAUUUUAUCGAUCAAGCAAAAAUAAAGUUUGAAACACCAUAUGAUAAUUUAGCUACUUUGGUUGUUCUUAGCAGGUUGUCACCAACAUUUAGGUUGAUUGAAGCGACAAAAGAUAUAAACAGAGGGGAAUUUUCUCCCAGACUGCCGCAAAGACAAAUGCAAACUCAGCUACUGAAUAAUAUCAGUCAUUUACAACCCAUACAUUUGAAUUUGAAUUCGACACAAAUUUCUAGUGAUUCAAGUGGCAAACCUCUUUCCCUUGUGGAGGAAACAAUUCAGCAUACUCAACACUCACCUGUGAAAAAUAGAGUUUAUAAAAUGUCUAAAGUUUUUGCCGAAUCUGCAAUCACCGACUCUGCUAAUGAAAAUAAUGUCGCCACUGCUGCUGCUUCUUCUUCUGGUGCUUUUGCCACUAACAAUUCUGACACACCAAAUAUUUUGAAAACAACUCCAACUAAGAGUGUAAAUAGUUUUGAAGACAAUUCUCGAGUGAUGGGGAUGGUAUCCUCGGAAAGUUCAAGCACGCUUACGAGCUACACCUCCUUGAUUGAAGGCUAUGAUCGUGAGGAUGAAGGGGCAAAGCUUCCCAGAAGAGAGUCGUAUCUUAUUGAAAACAAACUAUCUACACCAAUAGUUGGGGGAUGUAUGCAUUGCAAGACUAGGGUAUUUAGCAAUUCUACAUCGCAACAUAUUGGUUGUGAAUGUGCACCCUCUUCGCCAACGCCUUCACCUCGAGCCAGUCCUGGAUCUAGCACUAGAAGGAGUACAUCACGAUCAUAUUCUAGAACUAAACGUCUUAGUUCAAUUCAAAGUGAUUCUGAAAGCUGUUUUGAUGGCGAUGUGGUUAAUAGCUUAAAAGUUGGUAAUGCGGCUUAUAACAAUACUCUUGGUGAGGAAGAUGAUUUGCACUGUUCUAGUGAGGAUGGUCGUUUGGGUCUGGCUGGAAUGCGUACACCUUUGACACCAAUGUCGAUGCACAAUGAACUAUUUAGUGUUGUUGAUUAUGACAAGUCUCCUUUUGUCCAGAGCAUGGGUGCAUUAACAACACCAACCAAGGAUUCCAAUACAUCACCAAAAGAGUAUAGCAAGUGUCCAAAGACAAUGAGCUGCUCUUCAAUCCCACUACCAAGUUUGCCAUCUCCAACAACCAAGAAUUUUACAGAUGUGAAUCUGCACUUGUACUCUACUUCGGCAUAUACUACACCUCCAUUACCAGCAAUUGCAGCUACUCCAACACCCGAGUCAAGAGCAGCUUCAGUUUCUUUGUCACUGCCACAAAAGAACCACAAACAAUGCAUAGAUCCUAUUCCGCCAUUUACAGUAAAGAGAGGUUCAAAUUCACUGGUUUUCCAAACACCAAACUCGCAAGUGUUGGGUGCAAAACAGGACACAAACGGUGGUGAAAAUAAUUGUGUUUUUCCGGCUGCUACUGCUACUGCCACUGCCACUGCUGCCACAGAAGAUUCAGAGAAUGUCGGAAAUAAAAAAGAUUCAUUAAAACAUGCUGUGUCUCAUUUCAAGUCAAUGCCAGAGUUAUCUGUGUCUGAUUCUGUUUUGUCUUUACAGCAAAAGAGUUGCGGUGAAUUUGUUAAGCUCAAAAUAUUCUUGCACAAUCAGACAAAUGAUAUAAUUGUAAUGAAGGUAAAUAAAUGCAAAUUGGAUUCGUUGGACUAUUUGAAACGCGAGUUGAGCUAUAAGAUAUAUAAGGAUUAUACACUUGGGUCUCGUUAUCUGUUUACAGUUUUGCAUGGUGAUAAUGAGGCAAAUGCACUGGUUGCAAACAUGUGCAACAACCAGGAAGAUUUCCUAGAUGAUGAUGCGUUGUUGAAGUAUAUAAAGAGUCAACGCAAGUGCAGUUUAAAAUUGAUGAGAAGAUAUAGCAGAGGAGUUAGUCAAUGA
This is a messenger RNA of Lodderomyces elongisporus, 2865 nucleotides long. Its product is annotated as SH3 domain-containing protein. NCBI's taxonomy places the organism in Eukaryota, Fungi, Ascomycota, Pichiomycetes, Serinales, Debaryomycetaceae. The coding region runs from base 1 to 2865 and encodes 954 amino acids. The record is from RefSeq and is a predicted model, not a curated record. The transcript has a single exon. Gene Ontology annotation, molecular function: protein binding.